Messenger RNA from Brassica rapa (field mustard), 3151 nucleotides. RefSeq names its product berberine bridge enzyme-like 7. Gene Ontology annotation, molecular function: oxidoreductase activity; FAD binding. Lineage: Eukaryota; Viridiplantae; Streptophyta; Magnoliopsida; Brassicales; Brassicaceae. The record is from RefSeq and is a predicted model, not a curated record.
UUUAAGUAGUUAAAAUAUUAUAUAUUAGCAUUAAGAAAAUACAUUUAAUACAAAUUUUAAAUGAUGAUCCAAAUAAAAAUAUCACACAUGAAUAAAUGUGAAUUUGUUAACCAAUCUGGAUUUUUAGGAGUCGAUGUUAUAUUAAGAAUGAUAUAUUAUUAAUCCAUAUUAUUAGUACUAAAUGAAUGAUAACUGAUUUCUAGUGAGGGUCUAUUUUUAAAAAAAUCACACAUGAAUUAAAGUUGUGACUUCUGUUUUAAUAUAUAAGAUGUUCCACGCCGAAGAUCACACCAUCGUUACAUUACAAUCCAUCCGAAGGACCCCUAUAAAAUUAAAGGGAGUCAAAGAAAAGGAGAUCCGAAUUCUUCCAUAACUAAAUUAUGCUUGUUUGAUAUUCAUACUCUAUUGUUGUCAAGCACUCCAUGUACUCGCUAUCAAAUCAUCAAUAAAACAAAUAUUUUCCAUAAUUGAUCAUAGUUUAGUCUUUCUUUUUUUAGCUUACCGUAUUUCUGAGUGAGUUUUAUGAUUCAUCAACAACCGUACCCAUAGACACGGCCAUAUUUCUGAGUGAGUUUUAUGAUUCAUCAACAACCGUAUCCGUAGACACGGCCGAUUAUCUUUGUAUGCAUCCCAUAUUCCCAUGUCUCUAUUUCUUGCAACUUAUUACAGACCUUUAGUAGCUUUUUUUGAAACACAGACCUUUAGUAGCUUACAGUGACUUAUUAGGUAUAAACAGAUCUAUACAUAUGUAACAUGUACAUAAAUCAUAAUGUAAUACCUACUAAGCUCUACUUGUACAGUUGUACUUGACAUAAAACAUUGGUUAAUUUUACGUAUGAAUGAGGAAAGAAAGUCAACUUUUCCGCUAUAUUUAGAAAAGUCUGCCUUUUUCAAGUGACUUGAAACCGUUUUAUAAUUUACAACAACAGAAACGUAACGUAUUAUAACUUGAAUUCAAAAAGGGAGAAAAAAACAGGUAUUGGAUAAGAAGAGCAAAUACAAUGCAUUCAAGAAACAUAUUUUACAUAAAAAUCAACCAUAUAUAAUCAUUUUUCUUCAAUAAGAUAAUACAAGUGAUGAAGAUCUUACGUUUACGUUUCCAUUAGUGACCCUGUAUUCAACUUUCUUCCACUUGUUAACAUUUGCAAUACAUGUUUAGAUGUAUAUAAAAUGUAAUAUAAAGCUGGACAGAUGCGACUCAAUCCCUGCUAUCCCUUUCAUGAGUACUAUUCCUCUGUAAUAAAUGUUUAGAAAAGAAAUUUUAGAAAAGAAAUUUCAAAGUCUUUAACCAAAAGAAUAAGAAAAUUCAAAGUCAACCGAUAUGACGACACAAGAGUCGAUUUCAAAUUUAUUUUUCUCACUAGAUUUUUUUUUAUAAGCUAAAAUCCUAAUAGAGACAUAUGACAUAUCUAUCGAGAGAGAAAAAUGAAGGAUACAAUCUCUGUUUUGUGUCUUGUUCUUUUGGUUUCGGUUUUAGAAGUAGCAAUAGCAAAACCGAACUCUGCAAACUUUAUCGAAUGCCUUCACUAUCGGACUAGUCCGAAUAAUCCAGUCACCGAUGCCAUCUUCACCCCCGAUAACACCACCACCUUCUUGUCUUCUUACUUGUCCUACACGAAAAACAAGAGGUACUCGAGCCCUAACCAAAACCUACUAGCCAUCGUGGUGGCAGAACAUGUAUCUCAUGUUCAAGCCACCGUGGUCUGCGCAAAGACCAACGGUAUACAACUCCGUACCCGAAGUGGCGGUCAUGACCUCGAAGCCCUUUCUUACAUAUCCUCUGUUCCAUUUGUCAUUCUUGAUAUGCACAAUCUUAGGUCAAUUACCAUUGACGUGUCACGCAAGAAAGCUUGGGUUCAAGCUGGUGCCACCUUGGGAGAGCUCUACGUAAAGAUCAAAGACGCAAGCAAAACGCUAGCGUUCCCAGCUGGCGUGUGCCCUACGGUAGGAGCAGGAGGGCACAUAAGCGGUGGAGGGUACGGUAAUCUCAUAAGAAAAUAUGGAAUCACUGUGGAUCAUGUCGUUGAUGCUCUAUUAGUUGAUGUCAACGGCAAGCUCUUGAACCGAGCUACCAUGGGAGAAGAUCUCUUUUGGGCUAUUCGUGGAGGUGGGGGUGCGAGCUUCGGAGUUAUCCUCUCUUGGAAAAUUAACCUCGUGGAAGUUCCAAAGAUCAUGACAGUGUUUAGGGUUAACAAAACAUUGGAACAAGGAGGCACUGAUGUUCUCUACAAGUGGCAGCUUGUCUCCACCAAGUUCCCUGAAGAUCUUUUCAUUAGAGCAUGGCCUCAGGUCGUAAACGGAACAAAACAUGGCGAGAGAACCAUCGCGGUUGUGUUCUACGCUCAGUUCUUGGGUCGAGCCGACAAGCUGAUGGCGUUACUAAACAAGAACUUGCCUGGGUUAGGGCUAAAACGUGAAGAUUGUCACGAAAUGAGCUGGUUCGAAACGACGCUGUUUUGGGCUGAUUACCCUGAAGGAACACCACCGAGCGUUCUUCUAGAAAGACCUACGAAUCCAGGAUUCUUCAAAAGCAAAUCUGAUUACGUCAAGAAACCUAUCCCUAAAGAAGGGUUCGAGAAGCUCUGGAAAAAAAUGUUUGAAUUCAAACACACUGUGUGGAUGCAAAUGAACACUUACGGUGGAGUGAUGGACAGGAUUCCGGCCAACGCCACGGCGUAUCCUCAUCGGAAAGGAAACAUGUUCAAGGUUCAAUACUCUGCGACAUGGUUGGACGCAAGCGAAACAGAGACUACCCUUAGACUGAUGAGGGAGCUAUAUGAGGUUGCGGAACCGUAUGUCUCAAGUAACCCGAGAGAGGCGUUUUUUAAUUACAGAGAUAUUGAUAUUGGAAGCAAUCCUAGUGGUGAGACAGACGUGGAUGAAGCUAAGAUCUAUGGUACCAAGUAUUUCUUGGGGAAUUUGAAGAGAUUGAUGCAAGUAAAAGCAAAGUACGAUCCUGAGAAUUUCUUUAAGAACGAGCAGAGUAUUCCUCCUGUUCGGUUCAUGUAGUAUAAUGUUGAUUACUCUUCCAUCAUAUAGAUACUUAUCAACAAUAAUAAGUUGUGUUCUCAAGAGAAGAAAAUAAUAAUAAGUUACGUGGGCAUUGUUAAUGAACAAAACUGUUCACUCUAAGGUUUUGAACAUUUAAAUU